UAUUCUUCUCGUUCAUUGAUAAGUGACUCCUUAGAGUGAGCCAUGAAGCUUCGUUUACCGAGUCUAUUUUUAUUUGUUAUUUAUUCAAGCAAUGUUAUUGCGAUUUGGUGGUGAGUAACAUGCAUGCAGAGUAAGAAAAAGUAUGACACCAAAGAAAUCCGCGGUUUAAUAAUCCCCAUACUACUUGGCUUAGUAGAUUACUAAAACAUAUACUACCUUUAAUCAUCAAUGCACAGGUCACUCGAGACGUCAUUGCAACAAGACCCAAAUAGCGUGUGUAAGAAAACGCAGUCGUUCUUUCAAAGAACGGCGGACUUUUGUAAGUCCAAGCCUAAACUAAUCUCGACUUUUCUGGCGGGAAUGAAAACUUCCGUCGACGAGUGCCAGUGGCAGUUCAGAAAUAGGCGAUGGAAUUGCACCACGUCUAGGAAUUCCAUUAAGGGAAUUCUACGAUACGGUAAGUUGAGUACAAAACCAACAAACACCGUUUUAAUCUUUGCACAUUGUUGAGCAUGGAUUUUCGUGCACUGUCGCAUUCCCAAUAUCGCAUGAUUUAAAACCAUAUACACGACACUGAAAGCCUUGAUUGUGGGAAAGAGAAGUUACCAAAUUUCUUCAACUCAUAAAGCUUUUUUUUGUUGUUGAUUGUUCAGACUACAGGGAAACGGCUUUCAUCUACGCUAUCACCUCAGCCGGAGCAACCUUUUCCGUCACGCGGGCAUGUAGAAUGGGUCAACUUAGCAACUGUGGCUGCCGCAAGCCCAAGCGUAAAGUAGCUGCCUCGUCACAGGUUCUAAACAACAACUUGAUCGCAACACAACCACGAAAUGUUUAUCCUGCAAGAGACAACAUGAACAAUAUUCCGAACCAGGUAUUCCCUGGAGAAAAUAACGAGUUCGAAUGGGGCGGCUGCAGCGAUAAUAUUUAUUAUGGAUAUACCAUAUCAAAGCAGCUAAUGGCGAAAAAUAGGGGCAAGGACGGACGCUCCAUGGUAAUCGAACACAAUAACGAGGCAGGCCGUUUGGUGAGUUCAGCAUUUCCGCGGUGUACCAAGUAUUGUUUUGAUUUGCCCAAACCCUUUCUUCUAGUUUUGAUAAGCACGCGACAGUCGAGCCCUCCCCUCCUCAUCACGAUAUUACAUUUAAAUAGGCUUUGUAGUUACAUACGUAUCAACCAAACUUAAUCGUGCAUGAGGGCAGAGAAGGUAUCAGAGACACUCUUCAGAACAGGGGCUUUUGUGGAAAGGCUGUGAAACAAUUGUCCUACAAUUAUCACUAAGUAAUAAGCUUGUUUACAGUUAACGAGGUCAGAGAAAACAUGCAUGUAUUUUUUACAAUUCCACGGCACUUGAGUGGACCUUGUUUUCGGCCAGCCCGCAUACAAUGCACAAUUCGCUAUUUCGUUAACAGCGGAUGUGAAUCGACGACUUCAGGUCAGGGAUUCUAUUCGGUUUGGCGCCCUUUGGUGGUAUCUUUUAUUGCAUGAUCAAUGUACCGUUUUGAUUAGGAUUUAAGCUCUGAUAACAAGUAAGCGUGACGGCGGAGAGAAAGCUGAGUGUUUGCAGGCGAAACCCAGUCACUCUUCUGCGAGACUAAAUUGGCUCGAGAGCCCGAUGUCUUGAGCUAAUUCAGAGAUGUCGGCAAUGUGACAAGAAAUCUUGCGUACAAAGCAUAGCUCAUAGUCAAAAUAGCGUGAAAGUCAAUUUGUCACUUAUACCGCCAAACGAACAAUUACCACUGAGCUAUCGAAUCCUAAUGUUAAUUUUGGACGAAGAAAAGCUAAAUUAUAAAAACGCCUUCCACUAAUCGCCGAAUUUGUUGUAUUUGCAUACCUUUUGUAAGCACACAUGCUUUUGUUUACACACAAAUACACUGAGCUAUCAGUAUAGGUUUAAUUUUUGAUACCUUAGGCGGUAUUAAACAAAACAAACCGACAAACAGACAUUUCUCAACCUCUUGAGUAGCGAUAUUAAACCCAGAUGACAGAGGAACGAAAGGUCUUGUGUUAAUUCCAUCAUUGGGACGACUGCAUGAUGUCCCUGGGACGUCUUAAUGCUUCAGUAUUUUUUUAAUCAGCCCUUUUCUCAUCACAAUAAAUCUUCACAGGAAUUUAAUUUUCUUGUGUAAACUUUAUUGACAGAGUCGUUAAUUCAAUUUUGACAGUUUAUCUUCGAAGUGGAUUAUAAUGAAAGACAAGUGCUCCCGCGGUUUGGCAUCUUGACACGAAUACUAUAAUCCCUACAGAAAUGUUUACUCCAUUUUGAGUGAUCUCUUGUUUUAGACUGCCUGUAUCAUUCGGCCGGCUUCCAGCGCCAUUUAGGAAAGUGUAGACAAAGACCGCCACACGCACUCACAUAUACAAGAGUCUGGGAGUCGAAAGUUAGCUUUGCAAAAACACAACACCUCGCAGUGAUAUAUAAUAAUCUAAUGUCCCAGAGAUAUAUAGCCUUUAAAUAUAAUCAAUUUAGUCGAGGGCACCCCUAACGAGUGUACCAUUUUCUCCUCGUUUUCUCUUUCCCAGGCAGUGAAGCGUUACAUGCAAAGAGAAUGCAAAUGCCAUGGUCUCUCCGGCUCUUGUGCUGUUAAAACAUGUUGGCAAAAGAUGCCGCACUUUAGAGAUGUAGGAGACCGAUUAAAAGCCCGUUUCAAUGGUGCGAUUAAAGUGUUAAUUAGCAACAAAGGCGAUAGGUUGAUCAAAGAAGGAGAAACAAUAAAGCCUCAGACUGAAUUAGAUUUGGUGUACAACACUGACUCCCCGGACUUUUGCAAAGCUGACCACUAUCUGGGUUCUUUGGGGACUACUGGUAGACAGUGCAAUGACACCAGUAUGGGAGUAGGCGGAUGCAAGCUACUGUGCUGCGGCAGGGGCGCUCAGGUGAAGAAGAUGGUUAUCACUGAAAACUGCAAGUGCCACUUCCUUUGGUGCUGCAGGGUCAAAUGCAAGAAAUGCCACAGGGAGAUGGAGGUGCACACUUGUUUGUAG
This is a messenger RNA of Porites evermanni, 2982 nucleotides long. The record is from the annotation of a GenBank genome assembly. NCBI's taxonomy places the organism in Eukaryota, Metazoa, Cnidaria, Anthozoa, Scleractinia, Poritidae.